Messenger RNA from Malus domestica (apple), 3959 nucleotides. Its product is annotated as polyadenylation and cleavage factor homolog 4-like. Gene Ontology annotation, molecular function: RNA polymerase II complex binding; mRNA binding. The record is from RefSeq and is a predicted model, not a curated record. Gene Ontology annotation, biological process: termination of RNA polymerase II transcription. Gene Ontology annotation, cellular component: cytoplasm; mRNA cleavage factor complex. NCBI's taxonomy places the organism in Eukaryota, Viridiplantae, Streptophyta, Magnoliopsida, Rosales, Rosaceae.
CCGAAAAGGGAAAUUGUGAAGGGAGGGAAAGAGGCGGACACCCGCGACCUCUCGGGUCACGAGGAAAGCCACUUCCCAGAAUCAAAAAGCCAAAACCACGCCGUUUUCUUCUAUUUCUAUGGUGGUGGUGGGAACGCCAAACCCUAAUUCUUAUGCAAUCCUCCUCCCCCUUCCGCCGUGGGCCGACACCCACAGCCGCUCUUCAAUAACCCUAAUUUCCCCAACAGCCCCAAUUUCUCCAAUAACCCACAUCGACACUCCCCACUGUUCUUCCCCAAACUUCCAUGGACUCGGAAAGGCUCACACUUUCCCGAGAGAAUCCUAGAAUCGCUUUUUCUCCGCACGCCUCCGCCGACGGAAAGGCCAUGCCCGGUACUGAGUUAGCUCAGAAGCCCCAACCUCCGACUCCGAUAGUCGACCGAUUCAGGGCUCUGCUCAAGCAGCGGGAGGAGGACCUGAGGGUUUCGCCCGACGACGAGGUGUCGCCGCCCAGCACUGAGGAAAUCGUCCACCUUUACGAGAUGGUGUUGUCGGAACUUAUCUUUAAUUCGAAGCCCAUCAUUACCGAUCUCACCAUCAUCGCCGGCGAGCAGAGAGACCAUGGAAAGGGCAUUGCCGACGCCAUCUGCGCCCGGAUUCUCGAGGUCCCGGUCGAGCAUAAACUGCCUUCACUUUAUCUUUUAGACAGUAUUGUCAAGAAUAUUGGCCGAGAAUAUGCAAAGUUUUUCUCUUCCCGUCUUCCUGAGGUCUUUUGCGAGGCAUACAGGCAAGUACACCCUAAUCAGCAUCCUGCCAUGCGGCACCUCUUUGGCACUUGGUCAGCAGUGUUUCCACCUUCAGUCCUUUGCAGGAUUGAAGAGCAACUGCAAUUUUCUCCGCAAGUAAACCACCAAUCAUCAGGAUUAGCACCUUUGAGGACUUCUGAAUCUCCUCGACCAACUCAUGGCAUCCAUGUCAAUCCAAAAUAUUUACGUCAGUUGGACAGCUCAACUGUGGAUGGUGUUGGACCCCAAAGAUUAAACUCAACAGGAAGUGUGAGUCAUUCGCCUUUUGCCAUGGGGUCCAAUCAGUUGCACCCAUCUUCAACUGCUAGGCUUGCAAGAUCAUCUUCGCCUUCAAAUAUUGGGCUUGAUAGGUCUUUGCCAUCAGCAGUUGAUGAAUAUGCAGCAGAACAGUCUCCAAAAAGGUUUGUUGAGAGGGCUUCUCCAUCUCAUUCUGUGUUUGAUUAUAGACUUGGUGGAGCAAUGGGUAAAGAUGAGGAGUCGAAUGAAUGGCGAAGAAAUCACUAUCUUGAUGGCAGUCAGAAGCGGUUUGAGACUUCUGCUGCAUAUAAUGGAGUUGAGCAUCAGAACCCAAGAGCUUUAAUUGACGCAUAUGGGAAAGACAGUGCGGAUAGAAGUUUAAACAAUAAGCCUCUGCUAGUUGGGCGGCUGGGCCUGAACGGUAUAGAUCGUAAGGCAACUCCAAUGUCAUGGCAGAAUACUGAAGAGGAAGAGUUUGAUUGGGAAGAUAUGGCCCCAAAUUUAGCAGACCAUGGUAGGGGUAACGAUUUCUUGGCCUCAACUGUAUCGCCUUCUAGAAGCUACAGGGCAAGCCGUGGAACACAAAAUGCAAGCUCCUUGGAGCCAGAUGUUAGGAGUACUUGGUCUAGUCAGGCACAUCCACCAUCAGCCAAACGGUCCUCUAUUAUAGCUGAAGAUCCAGUUCCCCCACUUGGUUUUGGUCAUGGAUCAUCGGGUGCUGUGUCUCGAUUUCAGUCUGAGACAAAUCAUAAUCUGAGUUCUCGCUACCCUCAAGACGCCUGGAAUAUGCCUUUGCAUCUCUCGCAGCCUUUGCAGAAUCCCCUUAAUGCCAAAGGAAGAGGAGGGAAUAUUCAGACACCCUUUGUGACAGGCGGUAUAUAUUCAGGUGGUGAGAAAAUGUCCGCCUUUAGUGACAAGCCUCGAGAUAUUGAUACACAACUUCAUGGGCCCAUUGCAUCAAGAAUGGGUUCCUCUAGUGUUGACUCCGUUACUGCUGACUCGAGAUCUGGGAUGCCAGUGUCAAUGGGUUUAAGGCCUCCAGUAAACGUGCAUAAUUCUCACCCUCCCCCUGUGCACUCAGUUUUUGCAAUGCAAAACCAGAGGAAUCUUUAUGGUUCAAUAAAUUAUAGCAAUACUGUAAAAAAUCAAAGCCCAUAUAAUCCUUUAUACAUGCCGGAGCAGCAGUUAGAUGGCUAUGAAAACAAGGAGUCGAGGUCAACAAAGUCAACUCAGAUGCCACAAUAUCGUCCCUUACAACCACAGUAUCGUCUACGUCAGGAGGCACGGGAGAAUAUUUUUCCACCUGCAGAAACUCAGGUGGCACCUUAUUUAGUGGUACCACCCUUAAAUCACGGAUACACUUUGCGAGGUCCCGUACCUCGUCAACAUUUGGGCAUACCGACCCCCUAUAACCCAAAUGGCACUUCGCAGUUCCCCUUGCCACCUCUACCACCGGGCCCCCCUCCUCCCUCGCAAGGCAUACUUUCUGUCCAAAACCCUGGUUCAGUUGUCUCUAGCAACCAGCCCGGGAAUGCAUAUUCUGGUUUGAUUAGUUCUCUCAUGGCUCAAGGUUUGAUCUCAUUGACAAAUCAAAGCCCUGUCCAGGAUUCUGUAGGAGUCGAGUUUAAUGCUGACCUUCUCAAGGUGCGUCAUGAAUCUGUAAUAAGUGCCCUAUAUGGUGAUCUCCCUAGACAAUGCACAACCUGUGGCCUUAGGUUCAAGUGCCAAGAAGAGCACAGUAGUCAUAUGGAUUGGCAUGUGACAAAGAAUCGUAUGUCUAAAAACCGCAAGCAGAAGCCCUCUCGCAAAUGGUUUGUAAAUACAAGCAUGUGGCUCACUGGUGCAGAGGCAUUGGGUACCGAGGCAGUCCCUGGAUUUUUGCCUGCUGAGACCAUAGUGGAAAAGAAGAGUGAUGAAGAAAUGGCUGUUCCUGCCGAUGAGGAUCAGAAUUCGUGUGCAUUAUGUGGAGAGACUUUUGAUGAAUUUUAUAGUGACGAGACAGAGGAAUGGAUGUAUAAAGAUGCUGUGUACUUGAAUGCACCUGACGGAGCAACAGGAGGCAUGGAUAGGUCACAGUUAGGUCCUAUUGUGCAUGCUAAAUGCAGAUCCGAGUCAAGUGUGGUCUCCCUUGAAGGUUUUGGACAAGAUCAAGGGGGAAUUAUUGAAGAGGGUAGUCAAAGAAAACGAUUGCGGAGUUAACAUAGUUAGAUCGACUUCCGAGUUCACUGUAACAUUAUGAGUUUCUUCUUUUUUAUGGUAUUCUCUCAACUUUUUUUUUUUCAUUGUUGGAGUAUGCAUCACAUUGGCUUUUUCAAGCCAGCUUGUAUAUGUAUGGUGGAAUUUGUACUCAUGCACAUUAUCUUGCAGCAAAAGGUUACAGCUUCUCUUGCCAUAUUGUUUACUGGCACUUUUACAUUUGCUGUCCAAACAUACCAGAAGGGGAUCAUAAAACCAAAAUCUAUCAUCCUUUCAGGCUUGAGUUUAGACCAUCUGUUAAAUUUGAUAAAAGUGGGAUGGGGUGGUUUGGUUUUUCGUUGUAGCAUGUUUCGAGAGAGUAGGGAGAACCGUUGGAUCAAAUUCUGUUAAUUGAGGGACUUCUGCAAUCCAUAUUUUGUGUAUGUUUGCUUGUACAUUCUGCAGGGGAGUGCUCAAUGGUAGUUCCUGUAAGCAAAAGACAUCCUCAAUGCUUCAUAGCUUGCUCUUCUCAGAAAAUCAAGUUAAUGGAAGCUAAUGUGUAAUCCAAGUGUGAAGAUGCUGAUGCCAUGUGUCAAAUUCGUUCUCCUUUUUCCUUUUGAGUUGGUUUUUAGAGUCGUUACAAAUUACAAUGUACACUGGAUCCUGAUGACUUUUCCGGAUAGCAAUUGUGAUGAAGUUACUGAACUUACCAAAUUAGUUUGUACUCUGGAUUCCCAUGAAAUUUUAAUAUAGUUCUGCUCA